Messenger RNA from Styela clava, 1144 nucleotides. RefSeq lists its product as uncharacterized. NCBI's taxonomy places the organism in Eukaryota, Metazoa, Chordata, Ascidiacea, Stolidobranchia, Styelidae. The record is from RefSeq and is a predicted model, not a curated record.
AUCUCCGUCCGCUAUAUUAAGUAAGACUAACUUUUUCUCGCGUGCGUUUUAUUAAAAGUAAGUUGGGUAAAGGGUAUACGAGAGAAAGUAGAUUAUAAUAGAUACAGUGUGGUAUGUUAAGGAAGAUCAGGCAUCGUUUCACGUUUAUACUCUUAGCGCAAUUGAAUGAGUUCGUAAGAAUUAUGGUUCUCAACACGUGAUUGUGGAAUAUACACAUCAUUGUGGUUGAAUAUACUUUUCCAGAUUGGAUAUUUUUGUAAGGGUAAUUUUGAAAAUUUGUACGUAUGAUAAGGCAUGCAAGAUUUCUUUCGUUCUGCAAUAAUUAUCACUGUGAUUGUCUAUCACUGUUGUUUUCUUCAAAUUUGUGAGGCAUCCUGUCAUCAGUCAAGAUCACGAAAACUUACAUCUUCCAAAAUGAGAGAUGUUGAUAGAUUUUUUGACGAGUUGAGCACACAUAAGGACACUCACCCAGCGACUUUCCGCAUAUGUGAUAACAUUACGGUUCCUAUAAAAUUAUCACCGAAUUCCAGAGAAAGCGUGUUUUUGAAUAUGCUGGAAAUAGGUAACUCAAUUUUAAUACGACUCAGAGGAUUUGUUAGAUGCAUCAUAACUGAAGAUCGACGACAACGAGAUAUUUAUUUAAACAGACUUAAACGUAUUACAAUAUCCUUUGAAGAGGAAAAGAGGGACGCGCAGAGCUGCGUUUCACGGUCAACAAGCGUCCCUUCAACGCCGAAGUCGUUUUGUUUAGCUUGCGCUAAAAGCUUUUUGGACAGUAUUUAUGUAGCGAAGAAUCUAAAACGGAAUCCAGACUGGGCUCAAGAAUACGAAAAGUCAUUGGAACAUUUAAUGGAUUGUGAUAAACAGCAUUGUACCAGUACACAUAUUGGGUAGUUUCUCUUGAUAUCAAAUCUGCUGUGAAAUGGCAGCCCAUAAUAUGCUCUCUACAAGGAAAACCAUUCAGAUGGCCGAUUCCGAUAACCAUAUAGUCUUCUCUACACCAAACUGUUCCUGCGGAGAGGUCUGAAUCUACUGUUUAAGGACUUUUGAUCGUAUACGAUGGAAAAUCAUUUUUUGUUUUUGAAAUCAUAAAAGAUAAACUUCUCCAGUGUUAUUUUUUAUAUUACAUUCCCAUUUAUAUUGA